Messenger RNA from Xylaria bambusicola, 660 nucleotides. RefSeq lists its product as uncharacterized. The transcript is spliced from 3 exons. Lineage: Eukaryota; Fungi; Ascomycota; Sordariomycetes; Xylariales; Xylariaceae. The coding region runs from base 1 to 660 and encodes 219 amino acids. The record is from RefSeq and is a predicted model, not a curated record.
AUGCCCAAUACAAGCCUCGUAGAGCUAAGUAUAUUGCUUGCUCUAUCUACCAUUAAUGUAACGGCGGUUCUGGUCUUUGCUGCCAUAGCAAUCUUUGGGCGCAAACUUGGUUCGAACCUGCUCGGCUCACAAGUAACUGCCAUCUUAUGGAUUAGUCGACUCACCAUUCAAUCUGGUGUCACAGUAACAGCUACCCUGUGUUAUUGCGCAGUAAUAAUUCCUAGGCGCAGCCAUGCCAUCUUUACCUUUGGUAUUAUUGUCAACGUUGUUACUGAAUGGAUAAGACAAGCAGAACUCUUUGGCCCUACUCUAGGUGUCCCUUUGACAAAAAUGCGAUUCAUUCCUGGAUUAUUAGCACUCUCUUAUAUAGGAUCUCUCGUACCAGACCUAUUCCUACUGCUUGGUCAGUGGCCGGAAAUCGCAUUGAUUGUUGUCUGCAUCCUACACCGGCUAUCGAUUGCCACCAUCGUACCGACUUACCGUCUAUUCUACCAACAUACACCUAUACCAUGGCUUUGGGUGGCUGGAAAUAUUUUGGGCGCGACCGCCCUGUUUGGUGCUCUAGGACUCAACUCACUCGGCUGUCGGCUUUAUCUAUAUGCCGUAUCCUCAGCAUUUGAAAUUGGUUUUGGCAUUGCUAUUAUUCUCGCAAAGUAUUAA